Messenger RNA from Alternaria incomplexa, 624 nucleotides. RefSeq lists its product as uncharacterized. The record is from RefSeq and is a predicted model, not a curated record. Lineage: Eukaryota; Fungi; Ascomycota; Dothideomycetes; Pleosporales; Pleosporaceae. Gene Ontology annotation, molecular function: protein binding. The coding region runs from base 1 to 624 and encodes 207 amino acids. The transcript has a single exon.
AUGAAGACCAAUGCUUUCGCAUGCCAGCUCGCUGAUGGCGAAGUAGACGACGCUUACAUGUGUCUCUUCCCUUCCGUUGCCCGGAUCAAUCACGCGUGCCAGCCUAAUGCGCACGCGCGCUUUGUUCCGAAGACUCUGUCGAUGGAGAUCAAAGCUCAACGGGACAUCGCCGCUGGGGAAGAGAUCGGUAUCUCCUAUGGCAAAAUCGACUUGAAGCACGCCGACAGACAAGCACUCUAUCAGGAAGGCUGGAACUUCAGGUGCACUUGCUCUCUUUGCACUGCUUCGCAAUACGACGUGGCUGGUAGUGACCAGCGCCGUGCGAGAUUCGCCCAACUCCGGAAGAUGCUGGAGAACUUGACGGCAGAAACCUACGAUGCCCAGCAAAUUGUUGCUUGGGAGAAAGAAGUUAUGGAGAUUAGUCAACGAGAGGGUUUGGAUACUCUGCUCGCCCAGGACUACGAGAGACUGGCGUACGUGUACGCAGGUCAUGGAAUGAUGGGAGAUGCCAGACGUUGGGCAAAGAUGGCGAAAGAAAGUUUAUUGGAAUGGGUGGUGGUUGAUGGAGGUCCGCGCAAUCAGAUAAGGAGGAUAGAGGACUUGCUCAAAGAGCUGGAUGGCUAA